Puma concolor (puma) is the source of this 1602-nucleotide messenger RNA. RefSeq names its product melanocyte inducing transcription factor (gene MITF). Lineage: Eukaryota; Metazoa; Chordata; Mammalia; Carnivora; Felidae. Gene Ontology annotation, biological process: melanocyte differentiation; regulation of transcription by RNA polymerase II. Gene Ontology annotation, cellular component: nucleus. Gene Ontology annotation, molecular function: DNA-binding transcription factor activity, RNA polymerase II-specific; RNA polymerase II cis-regulatory region sequence-specific DNA binding; protein dimerization activity. The record is from RefSeq and is a predicted model, not a curated record.
GGACGGGAAGCGGGAGCCAUGCAGUCGGAAUCGGGGAUCGUGCCGGAUUUCGAAGUCGGGGAGGAGUUUCACGAAGAGCCCAAAACCUAUUACGAACUCAAAAGUCAACCUCUGAAGAGCAGCAGUUCCGAGGAGCAUCCUGGGGCCUCCAAGCCUCCGAUAAGCUCCUCCAGUAUGACAUCACGCAUCUUGCUACGCCAGCAACUCAUGCGUGAGCAAAUGCAGGAGCAGGAGCGCAGGGAGCAGCAGCAGAAGCUGCAGGCGGCCCAGUUCAUGCAACAGAGAGUGCCAGUGAGUCAGACCCCGGCCAUAAACGUCAGCGUGCCCACCACCACCCUUCCCUCUGCCACCCAGGUGCCGAUGGAAGUCCUCAAGGUGCAGACCCACCUCGAAAACCCCACCAAGUACCACAUACAGCAAGCCCAAAGGCAGCAGGUAAAGCAGUACCUUUCUACCACUUUAGCAAAUAAACAUGCCAACCAAGUCCUGAGCUUGCCAUGUCCAAACCAGCCUGGCGAUCAUGUCAUGCCACCAGUGCCGGGGAGCAGCGCACCCAACAGCCCCAUGGCUAUGCUCACACUUAACUCCAACUGUGAAAAAGAGGGAUUUUAUAAGUUUGAAGAGCAAAACAGGGCGGAAAGCGAAUGCCCAACUAUGAACACACAUUCACGAGCGUCAUGCAUGCAGAUGGAUGAUGUAAUUGAUGACAUCAUUAGCCUAGAAUCAAGUUAUAAUGAAGAAAUCCUGGGCUUGAUGGAUCCUGCUUUGCAGAUGGCAAAUACGUUACCUGUCUCUGGAAAUCUGAUUGAUCUUUAUGGCAACCAAGGACUGCCACCCCCAGGCCUCACCAUCAGCAACUCCUGUCCAGCCAACCUUCCCAACAUAAAAAGGGAGCUCACAGCGUGUAUUUUUCCCACAGAAUCUGAAGCGAGAGCAUUGGCCAAAGAGAGGCAAAAAAAGGACAAUCACAACUUGAUUGAAAGAAGAAGACGAUUUAACAUAAAUGAUCGCAUUAAAGAACUAGGUACUUUGAUUCCCAAGUCCAAUGAUCCAGACAUGCGCUGGAACAAGGGAACCAUUUUGAAAGCCUCUGUGGACUAUAUUCGAAAGUUGCAACGAGAACAGCAACGUGCAAAGGAACUUGAAACCCGACAGAAGAAACUGGAGCAUGCCAACCGGCACCUGUUGCUCAGGAUACAGGAACUUGAAAUGCAGGCUCGAGCUCAUGGACUUUCGCUCAUCCCAUCCACGGGCCUCUGCUCUCCAGAUUUGGUGAAUCGGAUCAUCAAGCAAGAACCCGCUCUUGAGAACUGCAGCCAAGACCUCCUUCAGCACCACGCAGACCUCCCUUGUACGACGACACUCGAUCUCACAGAUGGCACCAUCACCUUCAACAACAACCUUGGAGCCGGGACCGAAAGCAACCAGGCCUAUAGCGUCCCCACAAAAAUGGGAUCCAAACUGGAAGACAUCCUGAUGGAUGACACUCUUUCUCCCGUUGGCGUAACUGACCCACUCCUUUCGUCGGUGUCUCCCGGAGCCUCCAAAGCCAGCAGCCGAAGGAGCAGCAUGAGCAUGGAAGAAACCGAGCAUGCUUGUUAG